AGUUUGAUUCGUUAAUUUUGUUUUGUUCCCUACUGCCCUACUCUGCACUGCAGUUGGCACCAAUGGCUAUUAGUAGAAGGAAAGAUGGCUUCUCGCCUGAAUGUCGUCAGAUUGCGAAAUCUAUUUCCAUGUUUUGGUGUUCAACUCAACUCACAGAAUGUAUGGAAUGUACGAGACCUUCAUAUUGUUGCUGCUCGUGGGUUAAAACCUAGCAUCAAACCUCAAGCCUACGAUUUACUGCAACCACGAUAUGGCAUUCUUGAGGCUCGGCGCUCAAUGUUUAUCCAAACUCAAGAUACUCCAAAUCCUAAUAGUUUAAAAUUUUUACCUGGUAUUGAGGUGCUCGGUCCAGGAAAAACCAUGGAUUUUCCUAAUGGUACAGAGGCGUACUGCUCACCUUUAGGAAAAUUACUUUUCCGCAUAGAAGGAGUUAAAGGAGUUUUUUUGGGUCCAGAUUUUAUUACAGUCACAAAGGUUGAUGAAGAUAUUGAUUGGAAGGUUCUGAAACCAGAAAUCUUUGCGACAAUCAUGGACUUUUUUGCCAGUGGUCUGCCUGUAAUUAAUGAGUCAGCUCAGAAGCCCUCUGACACAGAAAUAGCUGAAGAUGAUGACGAAACAGUGCAAAUGAUAAAAGAACUACUUGAUACUCGAAUCAGACCCACUGUACAAGAGGAUGGUGGUGACAUCUUAUUUAUGGGUUUCAAGGAUGGUAUAGUCAGCCUGAAAAUGCAAGGUUCUUGUUCAUCUUGCCCUAGUUCUGUUGUUACCCUUAAAAACGGUGUUCAGAACAUGCUACAGUUUUACAUACCAGAAGUAGUUUCCGUUGAAGAGGUGACAAAUGACGACAUGGAAAUUAUGACUAAAUAUGAGUUCCAAAAACUGGAAAGAAAACUACAAGGCAAAGAGAAUGAGGAGAAUUCCACUAAAUAGUCAAUCAUGUCAUCUUUUUCGUUUAUUAUGUAUAAAUGGUCUUUGUUACAACUUC
Molecule: messenger RNA, 985 nt
Organism: Thrips palmi
Lineage: Eukaryota; Metazoa; Arthropoda; Insecta; Thysanoptera; Thripidae
Product: NFU1 iron-sulfur cluster scaffold homolog, mitochondrial-like
Exons: 7
Coding region: 85-930 (281 amino acids)
Biological process (GO): iron-sulfur cluster assembly
Cellular component (GO): mitochondrion
Molecular function (GO): iron-sulfur cluster binding; iron ion binding
Source: RefSeq, a predicted model, not a curated record